AUGUUUCCUAACGUGUUUACUUGGUGCUCGCAUCCAGAAAGUUCAAGAAAGAACAAGAACGCCACCGCAGUCACCGGAAACCGGGACAACCUGUACUCCGUUCCGUUUCACGGGGAUCCGUUGCCGGGGAAGCAUAAGCAAACAAGAUUGUCUGUGCGCUCCGACAGAGGCCGAGAGGUACUAAAGGCGAGGAAGAAAGAGGAGCAAAUGGCGGGAAAGGUUUCGAAUUUCUCGGAUCUGAUUCAGCGAGUGGCGGCUUCUUGCUUGCUACACCCUCUCGCCGCCGGCCGGCACAAUCCUGGCAACUCGCCGGUGAGUCGACGCGGUGAUGACGAGGAGGAUGAAGCGUGCGAGAACGAGAGCUGCGACGAGCAUGACGAGGACGACGAAGAGGAAGAAGAUGAAGGUGAGAUUGGAGACGGAGGUUUAGAGUUUAGCGCUCGGGAGGAUCGGGGGACGUCGACGAAGACGAAGAAGGAGGUGAUGGAGAUGGAGAUGGCAAUGAGGGAGGUGUUCGACGCCGUUUCGGAAAUGAAGAAGGCGUACGUCAGCCUCCAAGAGGCCCACAGCCCGUGGGACCAGGAGAAGCUCAGAACAGCUGACGUGGCCGUGGUGGGUGAGCUGAGAAAACUCGGGGUGCUCAGAGAGAGAUUUCGAAGAAGUCGCACCGCUGGCGGCGGCGGCGGAGGUGGUGGAGUAGUAAUGACGGCGAGUACAUUGAGAGAGGUGGUGGCGCCGUACGAGGCGGCGGUAGAGGAGCUGAAGAGAGAAGUGAAGUCCAGAGAAGUCGAGAUCCAAAACCUCAAGGAGAAGCUAAACGGCGUCGUUAACAUCUCCCACUCUAAGAAGGGCAAGUCUCUGUCUAGGAGGAAGGUCGGCUGCAGCAGUCAAGCUCAAGUCGCAGUAGCUCCGGCGCCUGAGCUGUUCGAGGCGACGAUGAGUCAAGUGAGAGAGGCAUUGAAGUCGUUCACAUCGCUGCUCCUCUCUCUCAUGCGCGGGGCCCACUGGGACAUCGCCGCCGCCGUCCGAUCAAUCGAAGCCGCCACCGCUACCGCCAUCACCGCCGGAUCGUUCAGCACGUCGUCGAUCAUCGCGACGCAAAACGGCAACGCCAAGUACGCGUUGCAGUCGUACAUUUCACGAAAGCUCUUCCAGGGCUUCGACCACGAGACCUUCUACAUGGACGGCAGCCUCUCCUCGCUGCUCAACCCGGACCAGCACCGCCGCGACUGCUUCGCGCGGUACCGGGACUUCAAGGCCAUGGACCCCACCGAGCUGCUCGGAAUCCUGCCCACGUGUCAGUUCGGGAAGUUUUGCAACGCCAAGUACCUGGCGAUCGUUCAUCCCAAGAUGGAGGAGUCGUUGUUUGGGGACUUGGAGCAGAGACGACAUGUCGUAGACGGAGGGCACCCGAGGAGUGAGUUUUACGGGGAGUUUUUGGGGCUGGCGAAGGCAGUGUGGUUGCUGCAUUUGCUGGCGUUUUCGCUGGACCCGGCGCCGAGUCAGUUCGAGGCGAGUCGAGGAGCCGAGUUUCAUCCGGGUUAUAUGGAGAGUGUUGUGAAGUUUGCGGGCGGGCGGGUUCCCUCGGGUCAGGUUGUCGGGUUUCCGGUGAGUCCGGGGUUUAAAUUGGGGAACGGGUCGGUGAUUAAGGCCAGGGUUUAUCUGGUAAACCGGAAUUAG
This is a messenger RNA of Prunus armeniaca (apricot), 1680 nucleotides long. The record is from the annotation of a GenBank genome assembly. NCBI's taxonomy places the organism in Eukaryota, Viridiplantae, Streptophyta, Magnoliopsida, Rosales, Rosaceae.